AUGACAUCAACUAAACGCAAACCACCACCGCCCAAGAAACCUCCUCAGGCACGCGAUGCCUUGCGUUUCUCCUUUGGCCUGCGCCUAGGUCUCGCGUUCGUUGUGGCAGUUGUUGCCUAUCUCUUUACCAAUGGCGCUAAUGCCCCCAACCGGCCUGCAUUCGAGGUCGUUCGGAUCCCAGGAAAGGGAAAAGGCUUGAUUGCUCAACGAGAUAUCCAACAAGGAGAGCUUCUCAUACGAGAAAAGCCGCUAUUUCGUGUUCCAUCGUCAACCACUGAAUCCCCCCAACAACUAGUUUGGAAGCUGCUUCAGGCGACUAGCGCAGAAGGACAGGCUGCGUUCUGGGACCUCUCGUAUGUGAACCUUCCGGAGACUGUGACGCAACGAGAUCAUGUCGCGCUGGCAAUUUUCGAAACGAAUGCGGUCGCUGCUGGGCAGCAAGUGGGGAUAUUUCCGGGAAUGGCCAGACUGAACCAUGGGUGCUCAAGCGCAUUCAAUGCGGUCUAUACGUGGAGAGAGAGCGAGCAAAUGCUAUAUGUGCAUGCGUUAAGGAAUAUCUCCAAGGGCCAGGAACUGCUUACAACUUACACGGACACCAAACGACCACGGAACGAGCGACGAGCUUUCCUUUCUUCUCAUUACGGAUUUGAGUGCACUUGCGCGGUGUGCUCUCUGGACAAUGCUGGCUCACUUGCGUCCGACCGGCGGCUGACGUCUAUUUCCGAGUUUUAUCGGUACUUUGCGACGUGGGGCAAUGGUGACAUUACUGGUGUCGAGGCGAUUGAGGCUAUUAAUAACAUCUGGAAACUGGAAGAGGAAGAAGGCUACUGGAGCGAACGUGGGCGACUGGCAGCGGACGCAGUGUGGAUAGCUGCUGCCCAUUCUGAUUUUUCUGCCGUACGGAGCUGGGCCAGGCUCGCUGCCAAAUGGUAUACGAUAGAGUUAGGUGGAGACAGCGAGACUGUUUUGGAAGUUGUCAGGUUCGCUGCUAAUCCCAAGGCACACACUGCGUGGAAUUCAAGGGAGCCGUUGCCGGUGGGCGGUCCAUGGCCAUCGGCUGGUUGA
Mycena indigotica is the source of this 1065-nucleotide messenger RNA. RefSeq names its product SET domain-containing protein 5. The record is from RefSeq and is a predicted model, not a curated record. The transcript is spliced from 5 exons. Bases 1 to 1065 code for a protein of 354 amino acids. NCBI's taxonomy places the organism in Eukaryota, Fungi, Basidiomycota, Agaricomycetes, Agaricales, Mycenaceae. Gene Ontology annotation, molecular function: protein binding.